AUGUGUGCUAAUGCCUCAAAUCGAGGCAAAUGUGUGUCGACACAAAUGCAAUCUAUGUUAAAUUUAAUGGUGCUGUUGUGUUUUCAUAGUUAUGCCACCAGAACAAUAGUUAUUAAUUGUUUUGUUUUGAUUUUUACUUUUUGUCUUGGUAAUUUAAAAAAUCAGAAGGUCAGUGAGACUAAAGAAAAGAUGAAAAGGUAGGAACAAUUAUUUUAGCCAUGAAAUGAUGGCAGAUUGUAUUUAACUACAUUUGCUUUAUUUUUAAAUCAUACAUUUGUUUUCGUCAUUUGUAAAUCAACAAAAUAUUAUUGUUAAUUGUGCACUAAACCAAGUGUUUUUUGAAUGUAAGCAGUGUAAAAUGUGACUAAUCAUGUUUUGCAACACAUUUUAUGCCUUAGACAGUGCCCAGAGCUUUUGAAAGCCAAUGAAGAUUGUACUUUGUCUAGCCCAGACCUUACAUCAUAACAUACAAGACAUGAACAGAGUAAAUUAUUUUUUAGCAAAAUUAAUCAUUUAGGAGGACAAUAUAACUUUAUCUGAUAGACAGCUACAGUGUUCUAGACAAAGGAUGAAGCAACAUGGUACAUUUACGGUACAAAGCUAAGAAACUAAAUUAGUACAAUAGUUACAGUACACGCAACGCCCCACAGGGCAAGAAGAGUCACGUUUAAACUGCAUUUUACAAUUAGGUUGUAAAACUUUCUUUUCAGUACUGGAAUUGUCUUUGAUGAAAGGAUGAAGAGGCAUUUUAAUGUGUGGGACAAGUAAGUGUAAUCAUCAAUAAAAUACAAGUUAACAUUUGUUAACAAUAUUUAUUUGCAUAAGGCAGCAUUGCCAAAACGUCAGUUAAGACUCUUUUGAACAGUGUCGUUUUUACAAUUUUCAAAUUAACAUCAAGUAGCUACACUGCGCAAGGAAUUUAAUAUUUAUUUGCAUCUCAUUUAUAUAGAUGGCAUUGCAUAGAAAAAAAUAAUAAUAAUAAAUAAAGGAUAAUAGUAGAAAAAUACAGCAAUGAAAUUACGAAAUGAAAAAUCAACAAUAAUUAGUUACAACAUGUCCUGACUCUUUUUCCCUUUUCUUGAAAGUUCAAAAGCAAAAUAACCCUUGUGUUUACAAUUUUUUACAAAUAAAAGAAUAGAUCUACGUUAUUAAAAAGGAAUAACAUUUUGUCUUGUUCAUGUUUAUAGUAUUAAGGAUGGAAUAUUUCAGGAUUAUUUCAGUGAACCAUGGUUUUUAAACUGCAUGAAAAGGAAACUGAUUGGCUUAGUAUUUUUUACUCAUAAAGGUGACAUCCCAUGGAAUGUGGCCUGUGAAAGAUUCAAACCUUCCUGGCCUGGAAGGCUAAUGAGCAUAAAAAAAAAACUUCCACAGGAGAGGUAUAAAUUGAUAAUUCCACAACAUAUUAGAAAAAACAAAAACGUCAUGUAAAGUAAUUUUAGAUAUUUGACCUGACUGGAAGGCUUGGUACAUCCUUUAGUAUACAUGGAGGUUCUUAUUCAGUUUACAGUUAUUGUACUAUUACACAACUGUAAAUGUUAAAAAGACUUCCUGGUAUUUCCUAGAACUCAUCCAGAGGUCCCUGACAGGAUUCAACGGCCAUAUGACAAACAUAAAGAAUAUGGUCUUUUGGAAAGAUGCCAGGAAAUUCCUGUAAGUUCUACAUGGGCACAGAAAAUGUUCAAAUACAGAGAAAUAUUGCUCUAUAUUGUUAAACAGGCCUAUAGGCAUAUAACCAUAUUACAAGUUACUUAUCAUUAUCAUUAUUUAUUAUUAUUGUUAUUAUUAUUAUUAUCAUUAGUAUAUAAUAAUAAUAAUAAAAUUAAUAUUGUUAUUCACCUUUGCUAGGCCAGGUUUGCUUCUGAUGAGGAGCUAUUAACUCUUCACAGGUAUGUGGAAAGUCAUUUUCUUAAAAUACUAGGGAGCAACAUACCAGUUUACUGUGGUGAAGAACCUGUUUAUUUUGUUUAUUGGAGGAACAAUAUUAUUAUAUUAUAUGAUUGCACAGUUCAUUAUGAUGCUCAAUGUACCUGUAUGAUCUGAAGGCUGUCAUUAAGAGCCGGGUGCGAGGGGUUUCAACUGGCUACUAUAGCAGUGACACCCAGCUACUUUUGUAGGAACCAAAUGAAAUCCCUGGCUGCUAGAUUCCUCCCCCCCCACCCCCCAUUGUUGUUUUAGCUGACAAAUUGAAUCUUAGUGAUAACCCUGUGUAUGUUUACAUGGUAAUUAGUGUAUGAACUCCUUUAGCAAACAAAAACUAGAAAGUAGAGAUUAUACAAGUACGGCACGUCAUAUUAGAUUUGUUUUUUUUCUCUUUUUAUAAUCUGUGUUACUUUCUAGUGAACAUACCUCUGCCUCCCCCCAAAAAAGCCACUGCUACCUUUAGUAAUCACAUGAUUUUUCCCGUGCAAUUUCAGAUAAAUCAGCUCUCGUAAAUUUUUCAAAGAUCACAAAUUGCACUCGCCUAGCUAUGGGUUUGUGCAGUUUUGUUAGUCUUUGAAAAAUUUACCUGUGCUGAUUUAUCCCAAAUUGCACUCAGAAUCAUGUGAUUACCUAUACUAACAAACAUUUUACUGUUUUAGUGAAGGCCACGUUAACAAGAUGAAAUCAACGGAGACCAUGACAAAAGAAGAGUUGUACAACACAGCUGCUUGUGAUUAUGAUUCUAUUUAUUUGAGUCAGGUGAGGAUUGUUUACAGUGAUUAUCAAGCUACUGAAUAUGCAACAUGUUGCCUACAAAUUUGUGAGACUUUUUUUCUAUUCUUAAAAUCACUGUUUGCAAGCUGGUCCUCGAGGGCUGGCAUAGAUGUUUGUUCAACGCAGACAAGCAUUAUACAUUUUCAGAACCAAUUACUGAUAUAGUAGUGGUAAAGUAUACAUUUAGCCAAGGCCCAAAGCAAAGCUCUUGUUGUAUCGUUUAAUGAAAAAUGUCUUUCUCAAGUAAUUCAACUUUUGCAUUUUGAAAGUAAAGUAAAUUCCGCUAUAAAAUAUGGACCUUAGCCCACGAUCAAUUGAAAACCAAAAACUGGUCAGUGGAUAACUUUUUAAAAAAUACAUGAUCUCACUGAGUUGUGUACCUCAUGUGACACUGGUCAGCAGACACCCUUUUUGGACAGCUUUCAAUUGAUCAUAACAUGGAUGUCCAAUAGUACCACACUUAAACAUUGAUAGUAUAUGCCUUGAACUAUAUGCUAUUUCACAUCCACUAACAUGGAGGGUUGGAGGUACUGACGAUUUUGUCAGAACCAAAAUUUCCUGCAUGCAUUGAUAAACAAAUUUUCUUACCCAUAGUGCUUCGCUGUGCGAGAGCUCCAUUUUAAUGUUAAUGUAUAAAUGUUUUUGACCAGCGCUGAUUUAAAAAGCAGAUAUCUGGUCUUUUAAUUCAAAGAUCAUCUGUAAUUUAUCCAUUAGCUCUUUCAACAGUGCUGUAUUAGUUUUAUUGUAAUUUUGUGAGUGUUCUAUACAUAGCAGUAAACGAAAAAUCUUAGACAGAAGCAUUUUUCAUUUCAUUUUUGUCAUAGCAUGCCCAUGAAAGCGCUCGUCUCGCUUGUGGUUGUACUCUGUCUGCAGUGGAGGCUGUUGUAACGAAUAAGGUGAAGUAGAUGUUCUUUGUAUCACACUCUCACUCAAUUAAGGCCAUAAAAGUGUUGCCUCGUAGGCAAGAAAUUCUGCGGGAAUUUCCCUUUUUAAAACCAGUCGUCCUGCAUGAAAUUGUUCUCGUUCAAGUUGCCGCAAAAAUCGCCCCAUGUAAAGGAAUUUAGGAGUGGAACUUGGAUUCUGGAUUAAGUGGGAUUCGGAAUCCUUGAGCUGUAUUCCGGAUUCCAAAUCCCAGGAUUCCGGAUUCCAUAACCAAAAUUUUCCCUGAUUCCAGAAUCCGCAUUCCCUCACAUGGGGCGACGAAAAGAUCAAAAGUUUCCGUUUUCCUUUCAUUUUGGCCGUUUAGGUAAUUAAAUAAGGUUAUUAACUCGUGCAUGUUUUGUUCCCCUCAGGUUCAAAAUGCAGUGGCUAUUGUAAGGUAUUAUUAAUUUUUUCUAUGUACAGUUAAAGAAAGAAAAUUGUGCAAAGUUUUAAAACAGCCCUAUAUAGAGUAGUUUUAUUGGCGAACUAUGAUAGUAAGUUUUACAAACUUCUAAAAAAGUCGUUGGGAAGGGUUUGGAGACAUCCCCAAUAUUUCCUUCAUUGAUUCAGAGCUUUAAUGUUUAGUAUGAAUUCAUUUAGUAUAGCAGCAGCCGAUAAGGACUCCAAUAAAAACGAAGUACAUGUAGCAUUGAUCAUUCUGAUCAAUCUAUCAGAGAAAAAAAGAUGGGCAGUGCUAUAAAAACUAUUGCGAGUUUCUUUAAUUUGAUUUGUCGUUGUUGUUAUUGUUUUCUGUCAGACCGCCAGGUCAUCACGCCGACACGGAUUUUGCCAUGGGUUAUUGCUUUUUCAAUAAUGUGGCUAUUGCUGCGAAAAUAGCGCAGACUAGAUGGAAUGUGAAGAAGUAAGAAUGCCUUUUUUAUAUAACGCAUUGUUUGUUGGAGAAGUUCUGUCCACUUUACGCAAGGAUAUUCGUCUUAUUUUUAGCCCGACGUGAACGGUGUAGAAAUCGCAAGAAGGUUAGGCGUUUGCCAACUCAGUACACGGCAAGGGUAAUCUCCACUUGGAUAACCUAAAUACAGAGACGCGCAUUAUCACGAAAUUCACCGAUACCAGAAAGAAAAAAAUCAAGCAGAAGUUGUUGUGUAUAAGAGAGGCCUUAUUGCCCUUAAACAACAGAAAAUGUCGGACCAAAAAUAAAAAGGAAAGGAAAGAAAACGAAAGGAAAUGGGACAUACGACGGACAGGCGUUGUUGUUUGUUUGUUUUUCGGAAGGUUGGGGUGGGGUGGGUAGAAGAUCACUAAUGCUCGUGGUGGCGCACUACUGAGUCCUCCCCGCCCCAUAUCGUUUCGUCCUUCGCCCUUUCGUCCUAUGCCCACCCUAUCGAUCGCAUUUUUACCCUUCUCGAUCUUCCUCUGCUCUCAAUGUGAAACAUGGCGACUGCAGGUUAUCUGUUUACCCACUGGCCCCAAAAAUUCACCUUAGGCGACCAAUGCUGUGGUGGAUGAAAGCAAUGCUAGAAAGAAAAAACUGUUUUACCAUUUUAUCGGCGAAAGGAGAACAGUCCCUUUUGAAAACCCGUUAACUCGAGAAUAUCAAUGAAUGGACUUCGCUGAUCACUAUCUGUUACAAUUAGGGUGCUCAUUGUGGACUGGGAUAUUCACCAUGGUAACGGAACUCAGCAUCUUUUUGAAUCUGAUCCGAGGUAUGUAUAAUAUACUGACUGGCAAUAGAAGUAGUGAUUAAGGUGGUUUGUAAGGUUAUUUUUUCUGGUUUUUAUCACGUGUGUAUCGUGAUGAAAAAUUUUUCAAAAAAAUGUUAUGCAAACCAUGCGACAACGUCUUGACACUCACUUCACGAAACUAUUCUCAGGCUAAUAUUUAGGGUUUGUCAGGUUUUGAGUUUGGACGUAAUUUUCGUUGUUAUAGCAGCGGUGCAGCUCUCCGAAACCGGAAGUAGCGUCUAAACCAAGCUUUCUUCACAAUUUUUCUAAUUUGGAACUAGUUCGUCGAUUAAAUACAAUAAUUCUCCACUUCGUUUUAGCGAACCUUUCUUGCGUACUUAGGUUUUACAGAAAAGAAAGCAAAUCGAGGAAUGUCUCGUACGCAAAACAUGGCCACAGAGAUUUCCUGGGAGCUUUUUAUGGCGCUCAAUUUGUUACUGAAUAGAGUGAAUUGGUACCUUAUCGGCCACCACAAACAAAUCCAAACUUUCUUUUAGCACGAAUGGUCCCACUAAAUGUUUGUUAUUACCUGUCUAACUGACUACUUGCCUGCGGUCUUGUUGUUUUAUUUCCUAGCGUUUUGUACUUUUCCAUACAUCGAUACGAUCAUGCGCAGUUCUUUCCUUUUUCCACAAGUGCCAAUUAUGAUUUUGUUGGUUGCGGAGAUGGAAAAGGGUACACAGUCAAUGUGCCUUGGAAUACGGUAAAUUAACAGCCAUAUACUUUUUCUGGAUUGGUGUCAGUUGUGUUAAAUGAUUUGCCAGGUGCUUGAAAAUGUUUCAGCAUAUUAAUAGGGUUGCUAAAUAGGAAACAGUUUCUCAAGAAGAAAUGUCUUUCAUGUUCUUUCUAAACGCUUUGUUCUUUAAUGGAUAAUAGGUCUUUUUAGUACCCAUGGUUCUCUGAAUGAAGUUUUGUGAGGAGUUUUAAAGUCUAAGUAGCCCAUAAUGCUUCUAUUGGACAACGUAUUAUUUGAACGGAAGAACUGUUCGUUGCUAAUGUUUGCUCCGUCAUUUUUCAUUGAUUGUAAAAUUCAGUUGUUUAUUGUUAUUUCAUCAACAGAAGCAUAUGGGUGAUGCUGAUUACCUUGCUGUAUUCCAUCAUAUUCUCCUUCCUAUUGCUUACGAGGUAUAAUACCAGUGUGUGCACGCAACCGCUCUGAGGACGAUAUUUGUUUUUAAGUUAUUUUCGCGUAUUAUAAAAAAUAGACACCUCCGAAGGGUUCAUUUUCCCACCAGAAAACUAGCACGGUUAUUUUUAUUGAAGGAGGUUAAGCUCCGAGCGCAAAAUGAUAAAACGUCUAGCAUUUGAUAACUUGUUCCUGCCACUACGACAUUCUUACUAAGACUCGUAGUAGAAUGACAACGGAGGCUAUCUCGUUUUCCCGCCAAAAUGACGCUGGUUCACGCGCGCGCUUUAGUUUUUUGUUGGGAAGAUUUCGUCCUCGUAGUUAGCCUGCAAAAACAGCCGACUUUCCUCGCCUCUCUGCUCUAGGGAUGUUUCGCCAAGAGGGACGUGUGCGCCUCAGCGACAGAAAUUCCAUAAUGAUGACGUAAAUCAAUGUUUUCAUAAUAAAUCCGGUCGGUAAUCAUGGAUUUCCAAAUGUAAAUUUGUCGAUUUUAUGUUUCUCGUGGUCGAUUAUGGUAAAGUUUUACAUUCCUUUGUGACCAUUUUUCUUUGGUCUGUCGUUCGUAAGAAAUAGCUAAAACAAUAUAACUACCAUGUCGACCAAGCAGAGCUUCUGACCAGAUUCUGAUCAGUAUGGAAUUUCUGUCGCUGGAGGCGCAGACGUCCCUAGCGGCGAGGAGCGAGGAGAGACAAUUGUUUUCGCAGGCUACUUCGUAGUCGUUCCUGUCACAAAAUCUUAAGGUCUUUAGUAUCUUGGAGCCUGGAACAGGCUUACUAUUUGGAUGCAAAAAGGUCUUAACGAAUGCUUACAUCGUAUUUCUAUUUUCAGUUUGACCCUGAUCUGGUUUUGGUGUCAGCCGGAUUUGAUUCCGCCCUCGGAGAUCCAAAGGUGAAGUUUUUCCUGAAAACUUUCGUACAUUAAAAUCAAAUCAAAACAAAACAAAACAAUACUGAGCGACAAAAAUUCUUUAAUGAAAAGUCUUUUAGCCAUUUUUGGCACGCUUAUCAGAACACGAGCGUGGAACCAAAAACUUGGAUCUAUAAAUACCAGACGGACGGACAGACAGACGGAGAAUUUAAUCAGUGAGCUACAAAGAUUUCCAAGAUUUAAGUUUUUCAACACAGUGGCGCUAAAAAACUACCGAAAGUUAAUAACACUUAAUGAAGAGUACAUAAAUAUAAUGCCGCACGGAUAGUCUUGACUUUAUCACCCGAUAUAUUAUUGAAUGGACCAUACUGUGAAACAUUUUCGCCAACUCUUCGUUGCAAAAACGAUGAAGUUAACUCUAGUUUUAACUUUCGGACUGAACGCAACUUAUAGAAGAUCAUAGGAAGAUAAAAUGUUUUGACUCUGUUUCCGUUGGUAGUGGAAGAUCUUCAGUCGGUUGUCCCCAGAUGGCUUCGCUUCUUUAUAAAAAAAUCCUGUCAUUUUAUUUUCCUUUUUUUUAUGCAGGGACUGUGUGAUGUGACUCCUGAGGGUUAUCAUCAUCUUACGAAGUUGUUAAUGAAUUUAGCAAAUGGAAAAGUAGUCGUUGCCCUUGAGGUAAAGCAGUUCACAACUUUGUAGUAUUUUUUUUUACGGGCUUUGCUUUAAUAUCCAUAAUAGAAAGUAGAUACAUCGAACUAAAAGAGUGUAAGACAGUGUCUCAAGGAACCUCUCGGCUGUUGAUUGAACUAGUUUGAAAGACUUUCUACUAAUACGUUGACAUGCGUCGUAGUUUACGAAGAUCUGUUGUAUGUAUGAAAGGGAACCUCCACUCUUACUACAGAAUAAGUUUAAAUCGAAUAAAAUUAUGUUAAUAAACAAAUUUGUUCGAAAUUUGUCCUUAAAAAAAGUGUUUAUAUCAGGAAAAGUGAAUUUUAAAAUCGCUUAUUUUCACUUUCCAAUUUCGCGGGCGCCGCCAUCUUGAAUAAUUGUGACGUGUUAUGGUUGCUCUAUUGUUCUGACACAAAGAGCUUUUGUUUAAUAACAACAGGGCAACCGUAACACGUCACAAUUAUUCAAGAUGGCGACGCCCGCAAAAUUUGAAAACAAAAAUAGGCGAAUCUAAAAGUUAUUUCUUUCGGAUAUAAACGCUUUCUUUAAAAAUAUUUUAGAUUGACUUGACUGUAACAGUUAUUUCCUGUGAUUUAAAGUUAUCUUUUUGUUGAAGUGGAGGUUCCCUUUAAUUACUUCCAAACUGGGUUGAUUAGCUUUAAUAUUCACGCUUGGCUCCGGUUUUUGAUGAAGUUCUCGUCCAGUUCGGAAUAGAUCAUCAGAUUGUGUGACGUUUCGAUUUGUGAAAGUGAAUGUUGUGGAUUUGCGUUCCCAUUACACUCACCUGAAAACUAAUUCCUUACAGGGAGGAUACAAUCUCACUUCCGUGGAGGAAUCCAUGUGCGCCUGCACUUCAUCUCUUCUUGGAGACCCGUGUCCUCGAUUCAAUGGGUCUAUGACACCCUGCGAAAGGUAACAUGACGUAAACAUUAGUUUACAACUGCCAAACGUUCGAUUGACCGUAUUCCUGAAUAAGAAUACACAGAAUAAUCCGCUUUAGUAAAAUCCAACUAGUGGUCUAUUAUCAAUGCUGCAUUCUGAUUGGUUGAGCUACUACUAGGCUAUAUGUUAUAGCCCACUAGUAGCGAAAAGCGCGGGCUUUUUGGCGGAUUACUCCUCUCGCCCUCAUGGCCUCUGACUCAACUCAGAGGCCAUUCGGGCUCGAGGAAUAAUUGUUGAUUAUUCUUUCGAUUAACCUGCUAUUUCAGUUUUGGAAUAAGGGGAAUAUAUUACACACUUUCUUCUCCAGGGAGGAGAAUGCUUGGAAUAAAAAGAAAUAAUGAGGUCACUUUCCUCGCCUCGUGGCUAGAUUUCACAGCUAGCAACGACGACAGCAAGGAGAACCUAUAAAAAAUUAAACCAAUAGGGUUUAUUAAGCAAAACAACAACAUCACGCUUUUUGGUGCAUGUUGUUUCCGUCACUGCUCGACUACGACUUGAAAGUGCCUUUCACGUUUUACAGAGGACGUAAACAAAGCACGACGAAUUUUUUUUUUUUAAAACUUAAGUGUGAUCCCCAAGAAAUCAACUCCAGGUAAAUUCGCCUACAUUUGACAUUUUCAGCGAAUUGGAUUAAACGGGACAAAAUUUCAAAAUAAGCUAAUUCAGUUUAAAAGUGAUAUUUUCGUUGCUGUCGCCGUCGUCUGUGCUAAAGCUCCCUGAUAAAAGAUUUAAGCGACGAAAAUGAGAAACUCCGCAGAAAAUCCUACCACUAUAAUUGAAGAAACCUUUUGGGCAUUUUUCCUUACAGAAAACUAUUAAAUUUCUUACUCGGCGUUAUCUGUAAUGCAAACAUGCGCUCAUUGGUGCGUUCGAUUGAUCGUAUUCCGGAAUAAGACUACGCAGAAAUUUUUGUUACAAAUCUCUUCUACCAUGAUUUUUGGACCAUUUAAUCAGAGUAAUAUAUAGAUUUAGCCAGGGCAAAAGCAAAACUCUCUUUAAUAUUCAUAAUUUAUUUAAACAAAAUAUAAACUAUGAUCGUGUAAUGCUAAAAAGACGUUGAAAACAACGAGAACGGUUAAAAACAACAACUUUGCACUUUGUGUCACCCUUUGUCCGGGUUGCCAUGCAAUAUAUAUAUAUUUUAAGCUUCAUUAUGUUUUUAUUUAUUGAUUAAUCAUUUCACAGGGCCCACAUUGAUAGCAGUUAUUUAACUGAAGUGGUUACCCUGUAUAAAUAAUUUAUUUAUUAUUAUUAUUUACCGCCGAAACGCGUGGGACGCGUGAAAUGCAAAAUUUUACCUCAGCUUACACGAAGGGGUGGGCCUAUGUACGGACGAUUUUGUCAGAACCAAAAUUUCUUGGAUGCAUGAUAACCAGAUUUUCUCACCCAUGGUGCUCCGCUAUUAGAUAUUGUAAUGCCAUGAAUGUCAGAGCAAGACCGUUUCAUUUUUCAUUUGUCGCUUUAUUCUGCAGCUGUUUUGAGACGAUCAUCAAUGUUAUUGGUGAGCACAGCAAGUACUGGAAUUCGCUUAAGAUUAUUGGUGAGUGAGGUUCGAUUGAGCUAGAACAAGCUGCAGAAAGAUGUCGUGUCACUAGGGCGGCACAUAGAGUAAGACUAUAAUCCCCGACUGAGUUUGAACCGUUGACAAUCACAACAUCGGUCACUGCUUCUCAUGUACUGGGGAACCUUUGCUAAUAGUUUUUUUUCCUCAUUAGCAAACGCUUCUUGUUUUCUUAUCAACUUUCAGAACUUUGAGUUUUGAAUGAUUACAGGGACAUGGGCCCAAUAACCCUUCUCUGAAAAUUGUGAUGUUUUUAAAAAGCUCUAAAUGUGGUUCAGAAACAAUUUUGCCUCUAUAAAUUUUGGAUCUUCUCAUGCCCGCUCAGAAGCUCUUGGCUGGAUACGGUAUCAGUAUUGUUAGAUGUCAUCUAAAACCGAAGUUACUAAUAAGAGCGCUCACUAUUCAGUAUUGAGGAAAAAAUUCCAGCCAUAUAACAGUCGUCACCGUGUCACGAGCGCCGCACAAACCAAAUAUCGGAGUCCAAAUUAGUGAGAUUUGUAGAGUAAGCGACCGCUGUGAAGGUUUGAAAAGCAGGUUGAAGUACCUGGUAACUUCGAACCUGAAUGCCCUCUUGAUGUCUAAUUUAUAUUGUAUCCUUUCUCAGCUCUGCUAAAUAAAAGUGAGCAAAACAUCGAAGGUGGACCUACUCAGGCAAAAAAGGAAGUCAUGUAAGUUAAUGACUGUACCAAUAAAGGAGUAAAACACAAUUGCGGCUUUUUUCAAACGCGCUAUGCGUCGCGGUUACGAGAGCUCGCAACACUCGACACCAGAUCUUUCUUUGCUUGGCUUGCCUGCUUGCUUGUUUUUCGUCUCCUAUCGAACUAAAGCUAUCGCAUUAGUCUACUCAACAACUGUAAGAGGUUUGUUUAUAAUUUGGAGUGUUAUUGUACAGUUCUUAUCGUCUUUUUUUUUUUUUUUUUUUUUUUUCAUUUAGCUGCCCAAGGAUACCGGAGGACUUCAUAGGUGAGUUUUAUUUCGGAUUAUGAGUUGUAGGCAGUUUUGUUGAAGGUGACGAACUCUUUGUACUAGUUCAGGCAUAUACAGAGGCCGGUAACUGAUGGCAAAGUUAAAGAAGGUUUUAUUUUUCUUUAGCUGAAUCGUUGUUGUCUUAAAGCUCACGAAUGAGGGAGCCUGAAACAGGGCAAAAACCAUCGAGACCCAGCAGUCAGUGGGGUCGUGAGAAAGGGCGCGACGAACGUUUUCAAGCCGUAGGCGGAAACCUCAGUUUCGUAGCUUCUUUUCUCCCGACCCAACUGACUGCUCCGCGAGGAUGGCCAAAAUCCUGAGGAUUUUUCUUUUUCUCAUUGUUUUAGCCACAUGCUGAAUAUACGGUACGUCGCAUCGACCGUAUCAGUGAGAAGCCAGAAGGGAAACGUUUGUUCUCUGGAUUUGGAAUGAGGUCAAGUUUUUAACGAGAGGAUAUGAUCGCAAUACAGCGAAACACUCAAAGUGAAUCAGUUUUGACAAAGUGCUCACCGGUUAACAAUGAACAGAAAGAUAGCCAGUCAUACGACGCCACCACUGGUUUCCCUCCGCGAAACGACGUCUGAGAAACAACUCUAGAAAUUCCAUGAUGAUCUGCCCAGAUCUGUGUAGUGUUUCUGAUUGGUCGUGCCGUGAGAGGAAUUUGGUGAAGCACUACCUUGGUCUAGUUAGUCACACGUCAUCAGUGUAGAAUUUCUGUACUCGUGUCUCAGACGUCAUUUAGCGCGGAAACCAGUGAUCGCGUCGCCAAAUGUCGGCUGAUUUCUCAGGCUAACAGAAAAGCAUUCAGCUUUUCUUUUAUUUUCAGAGAGAUCACCAAAAGAAGAUAAAAAUGCAAAUUAAACAUUUUUUCAUCAUUUGUUUUUUACGUUAUAGUCAUGGAAAAAAGUAAAGAAUAGACCGCACUUUUUAUUGGUUUACUGGAGAAAAAACCCACGCGGGAUGUUUUCAAUGAGUUUAUCGGUGUUAUAAACCAUAGGUUUUUGGCUGAUCAAAACGCUCGUACUGUCUCAGUUAUUUUAUAAUUUGGAAUAUUUAUUGAACAAGGGGGUUAUUUAAUUUGCUAUUUAAAAAGUUUGCGUGCUGAUUAUUGAGUUGCCUGAUUGUUUUCCGAAAACACUGGAAUUUUUAAAAAUCAAUAAAAAUGAGAAAAUUCUCCCCUGUCUGCGUUCCUACUUUUCUUGGAAAUUCCUUCAAUUAGAAUGUUGUUGUAUGGCCCUAAUAAUUUCCUUUCAGGAUUGUGUUUGUUAUUUGUGGUGAAGGAAAAGAGGUUCUUGAAUUCAUUCCUUUAGGAAGAAAUUAUCAAAUAAUUAAAAAUUUUUAAGUUUGAGUUCUUGGUACUCAGUUUGUAAAUUAUCCUUAGGCCCUGGUCAAAAGUCGAAUUUCACGUGUGAGAAACCUAAUGGUAACAAGCAAAAGCUGUUGUUAGCAUUACAUUAUGUUCACAAGUGCAGUAUAAGCCAUAAGCUGAAAUGAUUUCAUGCUAAAAAGCUUACUGCUAUUAUAGAAAAUAGCUCUGAAGGUCAAUGAAGGCCUUUUUUCUCGCUUUUCACUGUGCAUGAUUCUUUUUUUUUUUCCUCAAAAAUUUCUCUUAAAUUUGCUAAUCAGAGUCCUUCCUAAACUGGCAAUGGAAGAUCUAUCAAGGUUCUAAUCUUUCUGUUGGCUGGCGUAAAAACGUUCCUGGGAUGCUUGACCCAAUUGUCUGCCAGCAGGCUCUCGCGCUGGAGUUUCGUCUGACACCUCAAGUUCUAGACAGCGAGCGGUCAUCCUUUUUUCCUCCGGGGCCAGGCGCGGGGAGCGAAAAAGUAAAAUAUGCAAAUUAAUGUUUCUGUCGCCCUUCGCGCGAGCCCUCGAACUACUUUGACCCAGAAAAGACAAAAAAAAAAAAAAAAUGAGAGACUGCUCGUAGUCUACCUAAGCUCUUGUUAAGCUCAAAGUGUUUAUUAAGCAAAAUCCCAAAAGUUGCAGCCAGGCCAUGUUUACUCUCAAAGAGCAUCUUAGAAGAUUCACGAUUUUCGGGUUUCAGUUGGGCUUGGAUCGUAAAAAUAUGAGGCCUACCACGUCGUCAUUUUUAACUUGUGGGUACGCGCGAGCGUAGACACGAGUUAUUGCAGGGACAAAACUAUGCAAAUGAGUCACUCACUCACUCGUAGUCGACGGACCUCUUAAUUAAUCGGCUCCGAACUCGACAGUGCGAAGAUCUAUCGUUUCCGAAGAAGCAAACGCCCGCCGAAGUUCUUUGGGAUCAAAGUCCUCGCUGACGCUGCUAAGGCUGUUUUCUUUGUGGCAAAUUUUAUACAGCACGGUUAGAGGUCUCACCGAAUUUAAGACACGCAGGAGUCUUUCAAAUUAGCACAAUGGUUGACUUGGGGAUUGGACGAGGAGAAGAGCAUUUGCUCUUCGAAUCCCCAAGAUCACUGGGAGGAUACAAAUUCCAGCUGGCUGGAAAGUGAGAAAAUGUCAUGCUAUGCUAUUCUUUGAGAACCUAUAUGAACCGAAAACGGAUCGGCGGUUCCAUAGAAAAGGCGGUAAACUGAAGACUUUUCACCGCCGUUAUGUAAUCAUCCUUGGUAGCGUAGUAGCGGUGAGGAGAAGUCGCUCUGAGCCAAAGAUGUGGUGUUCAACUCCUCUCUAACAUUCGUUCUUUUUUUCUUUCGUUUUCCUUUUGUCGUUAUUUGUUUGUUUGUUUGUUUUUUUUGGUUUCUUAUCUUUCUUCUCCCUUUUGAAUCUGGUAAAGCGGAACAAAGAUAGUAUAUUUUAUGGAUCAACCAUCUGAAUACAAUUUACUGUGGGAAAACCAGAGUUGAUAACCAUUUGACCCAUUUUCUAAACAACUUACCCACGGGUUGACGAUAGUCUUCCUUUGAUUGUUAUAUAUUACAGUUAAGAUAUAUGAGUCAUUGACCAAGCGUGAGGACAAAACGGUUGUAUAUUGAUCAAGUUCUUUAGUUUUCAGUGCUCACAAUAAGCGUCUGCCAAAAUUCGUGCUUGGAGAGAAACAAACACUCAGUAGCGUACUUCUAGUGUGCUAAAGAUUGUUAAAACAGUUUCAGGAGCACUACUUGCAGGAUAGUUUAGAAAUCGAUGGAGUUAGGGCAGGAAGUUGAGGAAAAUUUUGGCUCAAGCCUGGCCGUUAUCAUGCAUGGCAACGUGGCUGCUCAAGUCAUUGAAAACCGUGGCACCGAACACGACUCUACUCGACUCGUGCCUGAUGUGAGCAACAGAAAUCCUUCCAAUCUAAACUCUUUCUUAGAGAAGGUAUGCCUUUAUAUCGGAGCCCUGUUCUUGUUCAUAUUAUAAAGAUGAGGCCUGGGACUAAGUUAGCCUGAUGUCUGGCCAGGGUGAUUUUGGGUCGAAAAACUUCGAGUUCGGGUUUGGGAAACAUACCAAUGCUAAUAUCUCACCGCAAAUUUGCACUAACGCGCUGAUUUUUGGCCCAGAGAGGCAUCCUGUUCUAUCCAAAGAACUACCAAAUCCGGUAAUUUCUAAGAUUCUAAGAUAUGUAACGUCAUACUUCUUUACUCCAUUGAUGCCCUCAUGUGGACUGCCGAAUGACACAGGUUUGCAUAGGUUUACUAACUAGUCAAAUCCUCGAACUCGUUUGAACACAACCAAAACCAAACUAGAUGUUUUUUUGCUGGAAAAAUUCGCCUUGACUCAUGCGGUCAUUGCCUUUGUUUGAUUAACUGUGACAUUUAGACUAGAGCAAUGCGGAGGUAUUGAAAAUGGACCCCAGACUUGACACAGUCUAAACACCUUCCUGUAGUUAAGAAUUUAUUUUUAAGUAGCUGUAUAUGAAAUGGAGAAAUACUCUGAAAGCCGUUGUUUAUAUUUAAUGGUCAUUAAUGCUCUACUUUUCUGUAAGCUCCUGAGAAGUGGGUAGACAGGGUUGUUAAGAGGACCGCAUGCAAAUUAUCAGCUGAAAACCACUUCCGACAGGAGUGUGCUCAAUGGUCCUUACUCACCGGGCUUACUAAUUUCCAAGGAUUCUAAAAGACGUCUUUCAUACCAUUCUGUACUAGUGCACAAGAUUCUAGACCUGUCCUAGAAAUAGAUUAGAGCUGAUGCCUUGAACAAAAACAACUCAAAGUUCUUUUCCUUCUAUUACGUUCUGGUGAUGGCUUUCAAAAACAAAGGUAAUUUACGUCAGUUGCGAUAGUGAAUAUUCGCCCUAAUUAUAAAAGGCUAACCAACCAAUCACUCAAGCGGCCUUAAAAAUUUAAAUUACCUUUAAAAAUAGCACUUUCUUUACUAACUAAUAACACUGAAUACUCCGGAAAAUUGACAACAAGCUUUGAUUAACCGGCUUGCGGUAGAAAUUUUCUAUCGAUUAACGGGUAACAUCUAACCUCGCUCGAAUCCCGGCCAGGGAUUAAGGCUGAAGGCUUUCUUUUCGCAACUGCAUAAUUAGCGUAUUUACAUUGUGCACCUGUGAUGACCUGCGAUGAUCUUCUCUGCAGUUAUUUCUUCAUCCCGCGGCUCAAAUAUAUGAAAUUUAUAUCUUCAUCAUUUCAGAGACUAUUAUUGAGCAUGCGAUUCUGAUUAUUAUGAUGAUGAUGAUAAUCAUAAUGUAAUUUUCCUGUCCCAAAGCUUUGUGCCUCUGAAAUAUUUCAUCAAAAUUUCCAAGCAGUUUUUGUAUUAUUGUUUAAUUAUCAAGUUAAAAUUUUUUUACCAGGGAAGGGACAGAGAAGUUGCAUGAUUUGCAUUACUUGGAGGCCAUCCACUCCUCCCUCCUCCUCCCUUUACGGGGUUCGCAUACCAGUCUUGAAAAGUCCUUGAAUUUUAGGGGGAGUCCUUGAAAAGUCCUUGAAUUCCAUUUUUCCUUGAAAAGUCUUUAAAUUUCUGUGCAAAUCCUUGAAAUGUCCUUGAAUUUUCUUCAGCUCCGAAAGUAGUGGCCUGAAAAGUGUAUUUUUUUGUAAUGCUUUUUGGUUGUCCAAGACAAGAUACAAAUUCUAGCUCAGAGAAGUUAAAGAUUUUAUAGAAAAAUGUAAAGGAGUUAGUGGAGGAAACAGUUCAAGCCUUAAAGUUCUGUGAGGAUGGACUGUGAAUAUGCACUUUUGUACAACCUGUGAAAUUACAUUACUAUAGGUGGUCCUUGAUAUAGGUGGGCAUUAAUAAUUCAUUAAGAAAAUACAAAGGAAAUUAAUGUUUAAUGAGUGUUUGGAAAUCGGAUGAAACACUGCUUAGUAUUUGCAUCCUUAAUUUCUCCUUCGAAAAUGAUUUUAUUUGAGAAGAAAUAUCAAACAUUCGACACAGUGUUUCAUCACCAGAUGAAACACCUCGAAGUUCGUCAAAAAUACCCCGCUGCGCGUCGUAUUUUCAACUCUCUUCUCGGUGUUUCAUCUGGUGAUGAAACACUGCAUCUCAUGUUUGAUAUAUUACUUAAAAAAUGGUUGCCAUUUUUUGUAUGAGUCCUCAUUUAGCUGAGUCAGUCUGAUCUUGGGGUCUGUUCACUAAGUAAUCAUAACUUUUCAAACUAAUCAUCCCAAAACGCAACUUACAAAUAAACUGGAAACUUGUUUUCUUAUUGUAUUGUAGCUCGAGUUUACUGAUGUGAUUGGUGAACCUCACGGUUUUCGUUCCCACGACUGUGUUUACAGCUACGCCUUUCGGACAUAUAACUGUGCCAAAAAAUGCUGCUAUUUAUUCCUGUCGCUCCUGUGUGGAGUUCCCCUGGCGCUCUGUUGCGGUUGUUACUUUGCCUGUCUUGGUUUUGAGUACAUCUGGUGUAUAACUCCGUGCACAAGGGCGCUGCGGAUGCAUAUAGAGUUCGUAGGGAAGAUAUUUGGCUACUUCAUUAAGGAGUUCUGCAAUCCUUGCUUUGAAUCAAUUGGGAAGAUUUUCUCCAGAAUUAAAGUUAAAGACGUCACCGAAACGGUUUGA
Porites lobata is the source of this 17329-nucleotide messenger RNA. The record is from the annotation of a GenBank genome assembly. Lineage: Eukaryota; Metazoa; Cnidaria; Anthozoa; Scleractinia; Poritidae.